This is a messenger RNA of Drosophila novamexicana, 262 nucleotides long. RefSeq lists its product as uncharacterized. The coding region runs from base 26 to 148 and encodes 40 amino acids. Lineage: Eukaryota; Metazoa; Arthropoda; Insecta; Diptera; Drosophilidae. The record is from RefSeq and is a predicted model, not a curated record. The transcript is spliced from 2 exons.
CGUGUGCAUCGGCGCAGCUAUCGUCAUGGUGCUGUUGAAAGUGAUCAAAUAUCUAGCGGGCUGCGUGGUUCGUGUCUGUAAUGAGCUGUCCCAGAAUAUGAAUUCACUGAACAAGAUGUUUAAAUAUCACUUGCUCCAGGCGAACUAGCAAAGUUCAAUUGAAUAUUAUAUAGUAUUUAAGUACAUCUACAUUAAUACCUGUUCAGCACAAAUAUCCAGUUAUUCACAAAUUGUUUCUUUUUUGUGCUUCAAUAAAUCUUGG